AUAACUUAAAAUGUUAUAAUCAUAAAUGACAUGGAAAAUUGUAAAACUUUCUUUGUUUUACUUGGCAAAAACUUUCUCGACAACGGCCAUAAUAUAAGUUAGUAGUUUACGUUUUAAAAAUCUGUAUGUACCAUUAUUCAAUUUGCUACCUUCAUCAAAGUCCAAGGCCAAGAAUUGUUUGUUUGAGCCUGAACAGAAAGGGGCCUGUUAACCGACUUGUUUACAGGCAGCAGGCCGGCUCAAACAGAUGCUAGCCCGAACCCAUGGCCCAAAACGCGGCCCUUCUCCCUCCGGGUCUCCAUCUUUGCCCACCCUGUAGUAUAAAAUCAGACUAGGGUUUGGCAAAGCAGAGACUUCAUUGUUUUCCUUCCUUCGGCAGCCGCAAGAAGAAGAUUGAAGGUAAAACCCUAAUCCUCCUCCCCUGUCGCUUGAUCGUUCAGUUUGUUCUCCGGAUCCUGACUCUGCAGGCUGUGUUAUUUUCUUUCUCCGGUAGGAAAUGGCUCCCGCUGCGAAGAGUGGAUUGGCCGUCGGUCUGAACAAGGGCCACAUCGUUACCAAACGCGAUUUGCCGCCCCGUCCAUCCGACAGAAAAGGGAAAACCAGCAAGAGGGUUCAUUUGGUGAGGAACCUUAUCAGGGAGGUCGCUGGAUUUGCUCCUUACGAGAAGAGGAUCACUGAACUUUUGAAGGUCGGCAAGGACAAGAGAGCGUUGAAGCUGGCCAAGAGAAAGCUCGGAACCCACAAGAGGGCCAAGAAGAAGAGAGAGGAGAUGUCCACCGCACUCCGCAAGAUGAGGUCUGGAGGAGCAGGCGAGAAGAAGAAGUGAACAGUUGGAUGAGCCUGGUGCGGUUUUGUCUGUGUUUUGCUCUUUAAAUUUUGAAAAUGUUGUUCUAAUGAAGAAUAGUUUUAGUUAUAUGGUUUUGAUAGCCGACAGUAGAACAAUGUAAUGCAAUGUCAGUCGGUAUUUGGAGACCAUGGGGAUUCUUGUUCUGCCGGACGGAUGAAUGAAUGUUGCUUUUUAUG
This is a messenger RNA of Linum trigynum, 1023 nucleotides long. The record is from the annotation of a GenBank genome assembly. Lineage: Eukaryota; Viridiplantae; Streptophyta; Magnoliopsida; Malpighiales; Linaceae.